AGAUAGCGAGAGUGGGAGAGUGGGAGAAAUGUGAACAUUUUGUGCAAAUAUUAAGUUGCAUGUGCAAUGACUUUAUUUGUGUCAUCAUCAAACUCCCCAACUUCAAAUCAACGUCAAGCGUUUUGUUGAACUAUCCACAACAACAACAAUCGAAGUGGACAACAGCAGCAACAACAACAACAACAGCAACAAGAUUGACAUUGAAAUUGAAAUCGAACGACACAGAGCAAGCAAAACAAGUCAUCACGCAUACGCAGCGUAUGACGACGACGACGACGAUUGCGGAGUCGAGAGUCAACAAAACAACAACAAACAACAAAACAACAAAACUCGUGUUAAUUGCUCCUCGCUUCGCAUCGUAUCGCAUCGCUUGAUGGUGUCUGACAAUUUGCGAGCAAAGUUGCAACAGAGUGGCAACUGAAGCGCAACCGGCCAAGAAUAACAAACCAGACGACGAAGACGAAGACGACAACUUAUUCGAGUUGUUGCCACAGACUUUUGUAACAAAAUAAGAGGGAGGACAGCGGACAGCGGAAAGGCAACAGCAACAGCAACAGCAGCGUCUGAUUUUAGAGGCGGCAACAUGUCGUCGACAACAAGACGAAGAAGGAGUUGCCGCCGCCGAGUCCGCCGAUGCCGAGUUGCCAACACAUUUCAAUUGCUGGCAAUUGCCUUCUAUUGCUGCUGUCAAUUUGAGCUGUUGCUUGUUCAGGGGCAACAGCAGGCGACCUCUGGCGGCCAGCAGCAGCAACAGCAACAGCAAUUGAAAUAUCAACAAUUGCAAUAUCAAAUGCAACAGCAAUAUGAAUAUCAACAGCAGCAACACUACCAACAACAGUUCCAGCAGCAACAGCAACAACAACAACAACAGCAACAUGUAUUGCCAACAGCAACACAGGAGCAACCGAACGAUUUGUUUUCGACACAACCAACUCAGCAGCUGCUACAAACGGGUGUCUCGCUCAUUGUCGACGAUGGCAAAUCGACGCCGGAAACUGUUGCAGCAGCAGCCGCAUCAGCAGCAGCAGCAACUGCAGCUGGACGACGUCGACCAGGCGCCGCCAUUGGCGGCAUGAAGCGCAAGCGACGUCCGCAAUUGCCGCUGGCAACGAUGGGCGCCAACGAGGAGGCUGAAGCAACUGGCGGCAGCAACUAUUGGCGUGGCCAUGUUGAGGAUGAACAGCAGCAGCCACAGCAACAGCAGCAGCAACAGCGACGCAAACAACAAUUGCCAAGCAUUCGAGAGCCGAUGGCGGCAUUGGAGCGUGAACGUGAACGCGAAAGGGAACGACAGCGACAACAACAAGCGACGGCAGCAGCUGUGAACAACAGCAAAGCCUAUCGACGUCCUUAUGGCCAGGCCAAGAAGCAGGAUGCGCUGGAAGCAACACCAACAGCAGAAGCAGCAACACCAACCACAGCAACAGCAACAGCAACUGCUGCCAGCAACAACAAAUCGCCGGUUGAUCUGAAAAAUAUUCUGAAGAAUUCGGGUGGCUUGAGUUUAAGCGAAAUAUUGCAACAGAAGAAUCUGUCGCUGGAUGAUUUGCUCAAGGGCAAACAAAAUGCAUUGCUCGCAUUGCAAACAACAGCAGUGGCGCCACCUGCCGUCAGUCUGACCAACUACGAGCCCAAGGCAACGGCACAAAGCGGCAACAAAUUGUUGGUGCGUCGCAUUCCCGCUGCUUUUCUGGGCAAUGAACACGACGCAGACACAACAGCACAACAGCAACCACAAUUGCAGCAGCAGCAACAUCAAGAGGAUUUCCAGUUGAAGCCGAAGCCGAGCAAAUUGCCAGCAUUGCAGCGCUUCAAAUUGUUUGGCAGCUCAUCGCGCGAGGGUAGCACAACGCGACGCACGCCGCCAACGGUUGCUGCUGUUGCGACGGCAACCAGUACAACGACAACGACAACAACAACACGAUUGCCGCUGUACAAAAAGCGACAGCAAUUGCGUUCGACUUUAAAGCCGCCAGCAUUGUUUAAGUCCACGGCAGCCACAACAACGACAACGACAACAACGACAACAACAACAGCAGCAGCGGCAGCUACGACCACAGCAGCCAUUGCUGCUGAGCUGGAGACAACAACAAUGGCGGCAACAGCAGCAGCAGCAGCAGCAGCAGAUGAUGAAGUCGAUGAGGCUGAGGAAGAGCAAGAACAGGAUCAAGAUUACAGCGAGCCAGUGACUAAAUAUCGCACACCCAACAUCAGCAACACUGGCAACUCUGGCAGCAGCAACUCUGUGUACAGCAGCAGCAACAGCAAUGCUGACAGCAACUCUGGCAACCCAAGCAGUAACUCUGGCAACUCUGGCAACCCUAGCAGAGAAACAACCAAACGUCUGCGAGACAAUUUCAUUGGCCACAACUACGAACGCAACUCUGUGGAGAGCAUCGAGGAUGUGGAACUCGAGCUGGCCGAGAAUGUGGUCAGCUCCGAGUCGGCAGCAGUGCCCAGCACAGCAGCAACACACGCCAUCAGCAGCAGCAGCAGCAACAGCAACAGCAACAGCAACACUGGCAACAGCAGCGAGGAGCAACAGUUGCUCGAUGGCAACGAUGAGCUGGAGAACUUCUUCGACGAGGUCGAGAGCAACACACAUCAGUCACGCCUACCACCGCCACCGCCCACGCCUGCAACGCGCCAGCGACCGGAGCAAUCGCUGCCUCCGUUGGUGUUGCUGGACGAUGUGGAUGAUCGUACCGAUCUGCUGGAACUGAUCGAGGAUCGACGAUCGGGCAAUCGGCUGUUCAAGGUGCUCGAGCAACGGAACAUGACGCUGGAGGAAUUGAUUGAGCAUCGCAAACGUGGCUCGAGUCAGUUGCAUCUAUCGACGAUACUCAGCGGCGAUGAGCAUUCGCGUUUCUAUCCGGGACAGAAGGUUGUGCUGCAGGAUAACAUGGAUAUUGUGACGGCAUUUGAGAAUUUUCCGCAUUUCAAUUUGAUAGACUUGAAGAGCGUGAAACCGGAUGAGAUCAAAACGGAUUCGCAGGGUUCCAGCUAUUUCACCUCCAUCAUUGACAUCGAGCCGAACGAUGGCGGUGUCAGUGUCGAUGUUGCCGAUAUCACCGAUAACAGUGCAACUGGCAAUCGAGGCCCCGCCUAUGCCCAAACAUCAUCAGCCCACUUGGCCGCCACCCAAACAUCCCAACAGCAACAGCGUGGUGAAAAGUCACUUGGCUUCUUUCCAUCGUGGAAAAGUCUAGCGUUGGCUUCGCUGGCAACAUCAACAGUUGCUCGCAACACCAACGGAGGAGGAGGAGGAGGAGGGGGAGGUGGAGAAAGAGAGGAUAAACGCAGUGCUUACUAUUUGCCACCGCCGCGUUUGUUGCUCGACAACAGCAAUGCGGGCAGCAGCUCGCAGGAGCAACAGGACAGCAACACAGCAAUCAUCAACACCAUCGACAUCGAUCUGAGCAGCAAUGGCAAUCUAACGAAAUUGUUGCCCAGCAUCGAUAACAGCGAUGUCAUCGAUACCAUUGAGAACGAGGUGGCACGUGCACACGAUCUCCUUGACUUGGAGUUGUCCGGACACGGAUUCCAUCGCAGUCCAGCUGCAGCGGCAGCCACAUUGAUGUCGCAGCAACAGCAACAGCAGCAGCAACAUCAUUUGGGCAGUUUGUAUGCGAGCAUGCCGCAAGGCAUCAAGUCAGCGAUUGUGGCAAGUGCGGCCAUUGUGCUGACCUCGCUGGGCACUCUGAUGGUAAUCUUUGUGGUGUGCCGUUGGAAGCAGCAUCGACGUCGCAAGUCCAGCUACCUGAAGACCUACAAUGCGAUGAAGAGCAAGUUGCCACAGUUGGCGCCAUCGAGCGGCAUUUCACGUCGCUCGUCGCUGCGUCAGCACAUGGAGGAGUUGGUUGUCAGCAGUGGCAACAGUGGCAACAACCACAACAACAACAACAAUGGCAGUGGUAGCGGCAGCAAUAGCAGCAGCAACAGUUGCCACACCUUGGGCAUUGCCACCGUGUCGUGCAACACGCCCAUUCACGCCCAUCAUCAGCACCAGUUGUUGCAACGACAAAGCAGCUCGCUCCUCAACGCGCUCAGCUCUUGCAACAACUCGCUGACAGCAUUAACACCAACAGCAGCAACAGCAGCAACAACAACAACAGCGGCUGCGACGGCGACAGCAACAGCAACAGCGACUGCGACAGCGGGGGCGUUGGCUAGUGGGCGUGGCGUCGGCUCACUGGCAUUAACACUGCGCAGCGCCCAUCAGAAGCUCAACACCAUGGAUCCCAAUUCGCCCGAGGUGCAGGAAUAUCUAUUCGAUACGCUGCGUAAAUCAUUCGAUAAUUAAGGCUCUAGGUUUUGUCCAUCCAACACCUCCCCAAACAUUGCCCCUCCUUCCACACUCACACACACACACACACACGCACACACACACUCACUAUGUAGCGCUAUCGAUCCAAGUUUAGGCCAAGAUUUAUAUAUAUACAAAUAACGUAACUAUUAUAAAUAAAAACAUAUAUAUACAUAUAUAUACGCGAGAAGUUAAAGAAGUGUAGAAAGCAAAGUGUAGAGAAGUGAGUAGAGAAGAGCAGAUAAAAGUGUAGAGAAGAACAGAAGAAAGCAUAGAGAAGAAUAUACAGAAGUGUAGAGAAAAGAGCUGGCAUAAGAGUAGAGUGAAAUGUGCAAAAGAAGUAAAGAGAGAAGUGAAAAGAAAAGUAUAAAGAAGUACAGAGGAUACAGGUAAGAUAAGUGGAGAGAAAUUAGCAAAGCAAAUUGUAAAGGGAAGUGCAAUGGAAAGUAAAGAGAGAAGAGUAGAGAGAAGU
Drosophila albomicans is the source of this 4778-nucleotide messenger RNA. RefSeq names its product pneumococcal serine-rich repeat protein. The record is from RefSeq and is a predicted model, not a curated record. Lineage: Eukaryota; Metazoa; Arthropoda; Insecta; Diptera; Drosophilidae. The transcript is spliced from 4 exons. The coding region runs from base 584 to 4303 and encodes 1239 amino acids.